AAAGAAUAUCUAAGGCUUGCCCCCAUGCACAAAGUUUUCUAGCUAUGGCCUUGAUUACUGAUAAUGUAUUUCUUGAGUUAGUAUAGCAAACAGAUUUACACCCUCUACUUCUUAUUAUUGAUUCAAAAUCCCACGCUUAUGCAUUUUCAAGAGCACGUACGAGCAGUAUAUUGAAAAACAAAAAAUGUAUAAUCCGACAAUAUAUAAUUAUUAUUUUUUACUUGAAUUUUUUAAUUGAAUAUUAUUUGUAUUGUUUUUCACACCUCGGAGUUGGAAAUGCACAAAUCUAAGGCCUGGUCUACCUGUGUUAUCACGUGAUUGGUAAAAUCCCGCCAUUAUUUGUUCUUUUCGCUCUACAGAUUCUGUAUAUGUUUCUUGUUUUUUUUUGUAAGAGGUUUUUUUCAGCCUUUUCUUAUUUUGACUAGGGCUUCAAACGAAUUCGUCAUAGUACGCCAGAGCUAUGUUUCUCCCAAUUUGACCGUCUUAAACUGUUUAAAAACGUAUUGAGCUGAAAAAUUAUGUGAAAGAAAAUGAAGCCUGCACCGGGCGAAUCUGCCCACUUAUCAACAUUUCAAGCCGAAGGCGAAGAAACUUCGUCCGAACAUUUUUUUAUUGGUUGUGUAAUUGCAAAGAAAUCUUGACUUUUGUAUCCGUAUCUCCAGAAGGGCUUGUUCUAUUGGGAAAAAAUGGAUAGCACUGAAGAUUUGUCUGUAGAAUUCAGAGAAGAGGAAUUUUAUAAAGGAAGCACCGAGGCGAAAGGGCGGGAAAUCAGAGCAAGUGUUAACCGACAAGGUCAUGGAGCCGAGAAAAAUGAGACAUCAGCGUGUAGACACACCUUAAUGAGUUCAAGCCCCACACAGUGUGUUCCAUCCUCACCUACCCACAUUACAGACACAAAAGAGUUAUCUGGACCAGCGGUGACUACAGUAGCAGAAACAAGUAGUCAAGAACUUGAAAGUGUUCCACCAACACAAGCAGGUAUCAAAACCAGUUGCAUCAUACCUCAAGAGCUACACAAAAAUGAAGAAAGUGAAUUGCCAGCAAGUGAGAAAUCAGUCUACUUGAAUGACCUUGAGGGAACUGUUGGUCAAGUUAAUAGGAAAUACAAAAGCUCUCUACAGGAUUUUGUUAGUAGUAAUAAACCAUACAAGAACUCCUAUGUGAGUACCGUUAUGCAGCGUCGUGACAUGGAUAUCACAAAAACAAAUUUUCAUCAGCACCCCACAAGUGUUUACCAAGAACCAGUUUAUCCAGGAAGUUCCAGGACAGUGCCACUAGAGAUGAACAAGUGUUUUUCUAGUCUCCCUCCUGUUAGUAGUUUCCAUAAUCAUGUAGAGCAUAGACAAUGCCAUGACACUAGGCAUUCUAGCCCACUCCAGCCAUCUAUACCAGUCAUAGACUUAACCGGCAUUCCAUGUAGUCAGGUGUCAGUGAUUAAUUAUUCACAAGCUGAUGACGGCUACAACACACCAGAAUCAAGGUCAUUUGACACUUACAACCAUCAUACAGAUGGAACCAUCCUUCCUGGAAGUAGCACCAUACCAGAUCAACAGGGUUGUGGUAACAGUCUUAUGAGAAUCCCAGCAUGUUCUGCUCCUGCUAAGGCCUCUGAUUUUGGCCAUUUCAAGAGUAGUGGUACGACAGACACAGAUGUGUCUGCUUGUCUAAGAAGCAUUAUUCCUGCCCCUGGCCUGCCUAGACAAGCGAUGUCUCCGUCACAGCUGAUGAUUAAUGGUGUUCCAUGCUUCAUUGUGGCUAUACCAAUACAGGCAGCCACUACAGUGCCCAAGCAUGAUGUUCAGGUGCCAACUAGUUGCAUCUCUGUGCUACCAAGGCAAGCAGCCAUACCUGUGCCUGAUAGUAGUAUUUCAAAUACACCCUACAAGACCCCUCCCCCAUCAAGAAGAAGAGCAAGACCUGGGGAACCACCAUCCACUCUCAUCCGGAUGUCUCCUCGAGUAUCGCCACGCACCGGCCGGCUGACACAGUAUGUGUGUGUGUCCAAAAAUGCUAGCCCCUUGGCCCCCCUACCUGGGCAAAGAGAACAGUACAUCAUUAAUCAUGGUCAUGACAGGUGGAAUGCACAGGGGGAAGACAAGGAAAGAGACCCACAAGGAAGAUCUAAACAACCUAUCUAUUUAAAAGGAGCUCAUCCUCGUGGUUUUAAGCAACGUCUACUAGGAGCCUCAAAGCAAGCCAAGCAACCACACCAGGAAAACAAAGUGCGCUUUACAUCACCUCCAGCAUGUUCCACUCCAAGACGUCUUACUGAUGAUCAUGUAAACCUAGACACUGAGAGUGAACUAGAUAUGAAAACCCAUCUAGACAAUGUUGACAUGGCAAAGACUAUGGGCCCUGUACACCAAACUGUCAUGACAAGGACUCAGGAUGCUGCGGCCCUUCAGAGUGCUACUGAUUCUUGGGGAGCUAAAGGUGGUAUGGUAAGUUAUAGGAUACAGGACCAGAAAAUAUCUGCAUGUGGAGGUAACUCACCCAACCUUCUCGACAAAACACCUGGAUCUGACAUGAAGAUACACCUAAAAGAGCCUAACUCCACGUGGCGGGAAACCAGGCUGCACAAGGCAUCAAAACAAAUAUACAAAAGACAUGGAAAACCACGCAAAAUGGCAGGUUACAAUGAGGAUCCAGUGAAAAAGCGGUUUCGAGGAAGGCGCCUCCUGCAACAGAUGCAAGAUGCAUUUUGUCAGCUGCGCUCCAUGGUACCUGACCUUCCACGGGCUAUUGGCAAGGCACGUCUUCUCCAGCAUGCUGCUGACUUUAUUUGUGACCUCAAAGAAGAUAUCGGGGAGGAGUUCUUAUCCCAGCACCCCCAAUAUGUUGAGGAGAAAGAAACAGCCAAGGGAGUCAGCCAUGACCAAGGCCUAGAGAGCGACGAUUGCGAAUUCACUUAUGACGUCAUAGACGAAGGUACCGUCGGCGAACAUGAAGCGGUGGAGAAUACGGACCCCUCGCGGGAAUAUCUAGAUAAUACAUUGAGGCUAUGCAAUCAUAAAGACACAGGCCAUUCGAGCAGCGAUGAUAACAGCCUGGCAGACCUCUCUAUGCUCAUAUCCUCGCCAGCCUUCGGCGUGCCGUGCUCCGGAGAUGCAGGCGACCUAGAAAAAUGUGGGCCGCUAUUCGUUGUCUCUCAGACAGGCACCCUUGCUCAUGAGGUCCCCGUGAGCCCUAUUGGACGGUCAGCGGACGUGAGGGAUACAGCUCGAUUCUUUGUGCCACAGUCUCCAGACGGUCAGUUUUGGUCUCUCCUUGACGAGUCUCAGUUUGAAGUCGAGGACUAUUCGCAAUCUUCUGCGUCUCAAGACGAUCCUAAUAACGCGGAUAUCAGCACGAUCUCUGAAGAAUCUCUAAGUUGUAUUGGGCUACUGGUUUCACCAUUCCAGUCGCCGCAAAUGCAUCAGACGCCAUCCUUCACCAUAAACAGAGAACUCUAUCGUUCUCACAUUGCAACUGACCCCGCGGGAGUAGUACCGGAUGUACAGUGGGGAGAAACUGGCAUGCUAUCAGUCGCUGCGUCGGUAGAGGUAACUGCUUGCAAGCCUACGAAGGCGGCUAUGAUAGGUACCUCUCUGUCCCCCAAGCCUAAGAAAAAGGACAGGACGCUUCGAAAACUACCAUCAAAGGAAAAUAUGUCUGAUGGAAAAGAUAAUCUUGAAGAUGGCAAGGAUAGCUCGAUCAGGGGCGUGCUUACUGAUUACAAUAUCAGCAUCCCCGCCCAAGAAAGGAAGCGAAAACUCGGUAGACCAAGAAAAGAUGAGCAAAACCUCGGUUCGAAAAAGAAAAACGGAGAGUCUCAAACUGCAAAGAAGCCAAGAGGACGACCUCGUAAGUACCCAAAAGGCGCAAUGCCUCUCACUGGUCCGGCAUGUGCACUAGAGCAGCCCGCUGUGCCGGUGCCAAGGCCAAGAGGUAGGCCUCGCAAGCAAGCACCCAUCCAACCUCUCCAUCCACCUGGGCCAGUGCAGUCGAAAAAGCGCUUUGGGCGACCACGCAAGCAGAGAACAAUGACCUUCGGUGCUGGGACUAUUGGUCCAGCCGCUAUUGACAAUCGCGAGACUGACACGACCGAGGAUCGAGCUGUUGUCGAUGUUUCCGAGACUGACACGACCGUGGAUCGAGCUGUUGUCGACAAUUCUAAGAUAGGCAUGAUCGUUGGUCGAGCUGCUGCUGAUAAUACCAAUACAGACAAUGAUCUGUGUGAUAUCCACAACUCCAAUGCGGUCACGGCAAUAAUUGAUCAAGCCUAUUAUGACCGCGCAUCUAUCAGCGUGUCUGGAAGAUUCCCGAGUCACGAGGAGUCCUUCAUGUCUGAUGUGGAGACUGCGACUGCCAUUGAUAGCUUGUUAAACCUCCGUGCGAACGUCACUCCCCCUGGAGCCAGUCACCCGCGAAGGUCACCUGGUCGUCCUCGCAAAAAGUGCUCCAAGGCUGUGCCAGGUUUACAUGACCAGGAUGGCAAGUUACGAGGAGAGGCAAAAAAAUUCAAGAGCCUGUAAGCAAAAGCUCCAAGACAGUUAUACCCAGACCAGGAUCGCCAUCCAGAUUUGUUUGGACUCCAAGAUUAGAGUAUAUAUAAGUCCGUUAAACACUGUAAAUUGCUGGCUCACUAAGAAAACCAUUUAAUAGAUGUAAAUCUGCGUUUUUAGUAAUAUUAAAAUGGUUGUUGGUUUUUUGAAAAAAA
This is a messenger RNA of Nematostella vectensis (starlet sea anemone), 4699 nucleotides long. RefSeq lists its product as uncharacterized. Gene Ontology annotation, biological process: regulation of DNA-templated transcription. Gene Ontology annotation, cellular component: nucleus; chromatin. Gene Ontology annotation, molecular function: DNA binding; protein dimerization activity. The record is from RefSeq and is a predicted model, not a curated record. The transcript has 12 exons. Bases 687 to 4514 code for a protein of 1275 amino acids. Lineage: Eukaryota; Metazoa; Cnidaria; Anthozoa; Actiniaria; Edwardsiidae.